AGUGAUUUGACUUAGUAUUAAUAUUAUAUUCCAGAAAAUUUUGAAAUCCUAAUUUCUUCCAUAUUUCAUUAAAUUUUUGCAUACAGGUCAAACAAAUGUGGAUAUGUAUACACAUUCUCUUUAAUGAAGCGUUUUCCCAGACUCAAUAACGAAGCCAGCCAGUUCCAGUCUGGGGACACAGGACGAGCUUCCAGCACAAGAGGUUUAGCAGAAGGUGCUAGAUACCUGUGGAUGCCAACACCGGUCUUUCCUAUAUGAUCUCAGCACAAAGACUAACGCCUCCCAGUUUCAUCUGUGGAAAACAAACCCCCAAACUGAACUCUAUCCGUGUUAAGAGGAGCUUUUGUUUAUUUAAGCUUGCACGAAGUAGCUUUGACAGCCAUUGUUCCUUCAGACUGUAAACAAUGACUCAAAGCCUUCUCAAAAGACAAGCUAUUUCCCGAUAGUCUGGUUGCCCACUGACUUCAGCAGACGUACGAAGAGGGCUGCAGACAUCACGCCUCCAUUGCGGGCGGCAUUUGCUUUCAGUUGUGAUUCUAGGUCCCACUGCGGGUGCCACAGGGCCGAGACAGGAGGUACAGAUGGAUUCGGAGGUCCGGAGGGUAGACCGGCCGCUUCGAGGAGUCGCUCUGGCUCUCCCUCCGCUCUCUAUGGUCGGGAGCGCGAGCCCCUCCUCUUCCGGGAACGAGCACUCUUCCUUGACGCACGCGCAGCGCCAGGAGGGAGUUCCGUUUCCGGUCUGGUGGUUUUCGAUUUUUGGCGUUCAGUAGUCGCGGUUGGUGGGUAACAACUGAGCUAAGAUGCUGCGGAAUGUGCUGGCCCUUCGUCAGAUUGCCCAGAGGACCAUCAGCACCACUUCACGAAGGCAUUUUGAAAACAAAGUUCCAGAGAAGCAAAAGCUGUUUCAGGAGGAUAAUGGGAUGCCAGUUCAUCUGAAAGGCGGGACAUCUGAUGCCCUCCUUUACAGAGCCACAAUGCUUCUGACAGUUGGUGGUAAGACAUCGUUUGAGUGUUUACAAGUCAGGAGCAGCUGUGUUGGCUUUCUUGCUUUUGAUGUGGUGUGUUUAUUGCAGUCUGUCUGCACAUCAUCUCCCUGCCCCUCAGAUGAACAUUCAGGAGGGCAGUUAGAGCACACUAAGCAUUUGGCCAUUAAAGCAGGUUUGACACGACAGGUUUGUGGUUAACAGAGCUAGUUUUCUACAGAUGUCACUAGUCAUUCUCAACCACCCAACCCCAAACAUUCAAACUACAAUAGUAGGGGUUCGAAAAAACAAGUUUGUAUUCCUUAUUCUAUUGAAGGAUAUUGUUGUGCUAUAUCUACAUUUUAAAAAUAGAAAUGAGGUAACGAUAAAACUAGAUUAAGUAGUUUUUUAGCAUCUAUCAAGAUACUUUUAUGUUUGAUCAUGGAUGUGUAUGUAUGUUCCCACUAGAGAUUAAACCCACGAACUUAGGCAUUAGAUGCAAACACUGCUUUUGCGGUAUUCUCAGCCAUUAAGCUUAACAGCAACUUUGCCUUUAACGUUUGAGCUGAACUACAUAUGUGUAUGCACUGAUAUCAGAAGUCUUAGCCCUUCAUGUGUUUCUCAGGAACAGCGUAUGCCAUCUAUAUGUUAGCUAUGGCUGCAUUCCCCAAGAAGCAGAACUGACGUCGUCAUCCCAGUCUCCACAUGGUUCAGUUUCAUUCACUGCGCGAUGGACCAGGAACCUGAUGAAUAACUGAACUCUUCUAUGGGGAUCAAUAUUUAUUGAUGUGUAUUAACUGCCACCAAUAAAGCAGUCCUUAACCAUU
Rattus norvegicus (Norway rat) is the source of this 1789-nucleotide messenger RNA. The record is from RefSeq and is a predicted model, not a curated record. Lineage: Eukaryota; Metazoa; Chordata; Mammalia; Rodentia; Muridae.